AUGGCAUUGCGAAACCUUCUGACAGGAUCCCUGCUGGGAGCCUUCACGCUUGCCGGUUCUGUCAAUGGCCUACUGGCAGAUGAAGUGCCGACGACCUCCGAUGCUGGUGUCCCAUAUUUUCCCAGUGAGACUCUUCAGCUGACCGACCAAGCAUUGGCCUCGCUGGACAAGAACCAGUCCAAAUAUUUCGAUUUUGGCACCAGUGACAACUCCACCCUUGUCACUCGCAGUCAACUUGGAUGCAAGUCCCUCCCCGGGGACUUCUUUUGGCCGGCCGAAUUCGUGUGGUCUCUCUUUGACUUUGUCCUGGGCGGCGCCUUGAUCAAGACUGUGCCUCUGGCUGCUUCUUGCUACCCUUCCUGGUCCGAGUAUGACGCCAACGAGUGCGAUUUUGUCACCAAGAACUGGACCAACUCCAACCUCCAUGCUGCCGACUCGGCCUCGGUGAUGUGGCCUCUCUUCGAGGGCCGAUCGUGUCUUCCUAAUGUCAACGGCACCGGCGAAUGUACCCUUGGUGGUUAUUCUAGCUACGCUGUCAAUGUGAGCAAUGUGGCUCAGAUUCAACUAGCUGUGAACUUUGCUCGUAUCUCCAAUCUUCGUCUUGUUGUCAAGAACACUGGUCAUGACUUCAAUGGCAAGUCUACUGGUGCCGGUGCUCUCGGCAUCUGGACUCACAACAUGAAGGAACUCGACUACAUUCCCAACUACAGCAGUUCCAGCUACUCUGGCCCUGCAGUCAAGAUGGGCGCCGGUGUGCAGGCUUCAGAAAUCUAUGCUAUGGCCAACAAGUUCGGCUUUACCGCCGUUGGUGGUGAGGGCAAGACUGUUGGUGUUGCUGGUGGUUAUUUCCUCGGUGGCGGUCACUCUCCCAUGUCCAGUAUCUAUGGCCUGGCUGCUGAUCAGGUCCUGGCCAUGGAGGUCGUCCUUGCCAACGGUCGCUUCGUGACGGUCACGGAGCAGAGCGAUCCUGACCUGUUCUGGGCUCUCCGUGGUGGUGGUGGUGGUACCUUUGGUAUCGUCACUUCCGUGAUUUCUCGCGUCCACCCUAAGGUUGGCGUCACUCUGUCCAAGUUCAGCUUCGCCACUGGUCCCACUGUCUCCGUGGACGCUUUCUUCGAGGGUGUUCGCUCGUACAUGACGCGCUUCCCCGCUCACGCGGAUGCUGGUACUUAUGCGUACUUCUGGGUUCUGCCCACGGGAGCUGACAAGUUCACCUUCCUGAUGAACCCCUUCUUUGCUGUCAACCACACCGUGGACCAGUUCAACGCCCUUGUGAAGCCGUGGUUUGAUGACCUCAAGGCCUUGGGCAUUGAGAUCUCCGCCGACUCCAAGUACUACGAUAACUUCUACGGUGCUUGGGAUGCAGGUUUCCCUCUCGAGGUUGUCGGCAGCACUACCUUGCUGACCGGCUCCCGUCUGUUCCCUCGUGCCAACUUUGAGAACGAGACCUUGUUCAACACGACCUUUGACACCCUUCGAUCCACUCUGACCUCUGGACACGCUCUCCUUGCUUUCAACAUGAAGGCUGAGCUGCCUGCGGGAUACCCCUCCGACGCUGCCAAUCCGGCUUUCCGCAACGCUCUCAUGCACGCUAUCACUUCCACCUCAUGGGAUGCCACUGCCACCGACGCAGAGAUUUUGACCAAGAUGGAAGAAUUCAACAACGACGUCUUGGGUCCCUGGCGUAAGACUUGCCCGGAGUCGGGUGCUUACAUGUCCGAGGCGCUCAUCUUGGAGCCCAACUUCCAGCAGGCCUUCUAUGGCUCCAACUAUGACCGUCUGUACCAGCUGAAGCAGCGUUACGAUCCCUACGGACUCUUCUACGCUCCCACUGGUGUCGGCAGUGAGAACUGGCAAGUCAAGAGCGUGGAUGGUCUACCUGAUCAGAACGGUCGUCUGUGUCCUGUUUAA
Penicillium diatomitis is the source of this 1911-nucleotide messenger RNA. RefSeq names its product FAD-dependent oxidoreductase. Lineage: Eukaryota; Fungi; Ascomycota; Eurotiomycetes; Eurotiales; Aspergillaceae. Gene Ontology annotation, molecular function: oxidoreductase activity; FAD binding. The record is from RefSeq and is a predicted model, not a curated record. Bases 1 to 1911 code for a protein of 636 amino acids. The transcript is spliced from 4 exons.